GAUCUUUAUUAUUAAAUUUUCAUUAAUAUGAAACAUGUGCAAUGAUUUUUGGUUCAGAAAUUCAAGAAUGCGAAUAGAAUGGAUUUCAAAAAUUAUUUAUGUUGUCAAAAUAAACAAUAAUUUCUGCAUGAGUGGUUUAGACACGCCUACUUUUUGAUUGGUUGUUGAUAAAUGAGGGAUUUCCCCCCAGCUUUCCUCAUGUGUGACAUCUUUCCAUGAUUCAGAAAUUCAUAUUAAAGCUUCUGAUUCUGCCUUUUUCAAAGUUGUAUCAGAGGAUUAACGAAUGGAUGGAACAUCCGAAGCUUAUAUGGCUGAAGUCAAAAGGUGAUGGGAAAUGUAAUGACAGCCUCAACCAUGCAGCCAUUGCAACAUAUUGUAAUCUGAAAGAGAAAAAGAGAUGGCACGAAGUUGAAUUAUAUUUUGACGAGAAUCUCAAGCGACCUUACUUAGUUGUAAAAUUUGCUGAAGAAUCACUCAACCGUGUGAUUCUGCCAAUGUUCUCAGAGGAAGAAAUGUCACCAGAAGACAUGUUGUCUGUGUUCCAUACUAUUCAGCCUCCUGGAGAUCCUGACUUAUAUGACGAUGGAUUGAUUCUCGCCCUGGUUUCCUCAGACCAAAACAUCGUCUACCACAACCUGAGUCCAGGGCUGGUUCCUCCGACAAAUAAACCGACUCCAUCGUCAAUCCCAAAAUCGAGAGAUCAGAAAAGAAAGCUAAAGUGACUGAGCGAACAAUGCAAGACAUCCUGUAUAUCAGAUCUUCGCAACUGGGGGUCCGUGGCCCACCAAGGGGGCCACAGAGCAGUUGGAGGGGGACACAAUGCUAGUUGCAAAACUGAUUUUACUUUUGUCUUUAAAAACUUCUGCCUCCCUAGUUUCAAUUCUUCAUUAAGUUAUUUCACAGGAUGUUUUCACUUUGUUGGGAAUUGAUUGAACGUAAUGGGAA
Styela clava is the source of this 945-nucleotide messenger RNA. RefSeq lists its product as uncharacterized. Gene Ontology annotation, molecular function: nucleic acid binding. The record is from RefSeq and is a predicted model, not a curated record. Gene Ontology annotation, biological process: tRNA splicing, via endonucleolytic cleavage and ligation. NCBI's taxonomy places the organism in Eukaryota, Metazoa, Chordata, Ascidiacea, Stolidobranchia, Styelidae.